AUGCUGGGCUCUGGAUUCAUCGAGUUCGAACUUGAAUAUUCCGAAACCAAGAACCUCUCUGUCGGCGACGUCGUCCGCUCCGGUGUGAUCUCCGUUGCAGGACACGUCUGGAGGAUAUACUGCUACCCACAUGGCAACAAGAAAGCCAACAAAGGCAUAUACCUAUCCCUCUACCUACGGCUCGUCAGCAAAGCCAAAAAUGUCACGGCCAUCUUUGAGGCCUCCAUUCGACGCAGUCGCGGUCGAGGGCAUGUAAAGAGGUGUACCAAGGUUUACCCACCCAAUGGCGUCAGAUCCCAGAGCAGGGGGUGGCAUGAGUUUGUGAGGCGAAGUAUUCUGGAGUAUGGUAAUUAUGUGAAGGAUGGACGCGUUACAUUUUUAUGUGGGAUCACAGUUCUGCGUGACAGCUCCAUUGCUGUGCCUGCCUCAGAUAUUCAGAGCCAUCUUGACAGUUCCAUUGCUGUGCCAGCCUCAGAUAUUCAGAACCAUCUUGGCAGCUUGCUGGAUUGCUCCGAUGGGGCUGAUGUGUCAUUCUGCGUGAAUGGACAGACAUUUCAUGCGCACAGGGCAAUUCUCGCUGCACAGUCACCGGUCUUCAAAGCUGAGCUCUUCGGCCCCAUGGCCGAGGGUACAAUGGCACGUAUCACGCUACACGAAAUUGAACCUUUGGUCUUUAGAACCCUUCUCCGGUUCGUGUACACUGACUCCCUGCCUGCAGAUAGAGAGCUUGGGGACUCUUGUACUGAUAUGAUAAAGCAUCUGCUUGCUGCAGCUGAUCGGUACGCAUUGGACAGGUUGAAGCUUGUCUGUGCUCAGAAGUUGUGGGAGACUGUCUCCAUCGAUACGGUUGCCGAUGCUUUAUCUUGCGCUGAUGUGUACAGUUGCCAGGAGUUGAGGAGCAGGUGCAUUGACUUUGUUAUGGAGGAGAAAAAUUUCAAGAAGACCGUGUUGACUGAAAGUUUCAUGACCUUGAUGCAAAAUUUCCCAUCUAUUCUCGCCGAGCUGAGAGCAAAAGUUGGGGCAUAAAUAAUGUGAUCAUCUCCAUGUGUAUGAUUUCAGGCGUUCAUGGAUGGCCUUACUAUGGUGUUCUAAAAAUUUGGAGUUCUGAUCAGAUACUAUGUUAAGAUUGUGUGGUAAUAGAUGCAUUUAUGAACCUGGAUGCUGCUUUUCAAACCGUUCCUUUUGUAGAAUU
Molecule: messenger RNA, 1192 nt
Organism: Lolium rigidum
Lineage: Eukaryota; Viridiplantae; Streptophyta; Magnoliopsida; Poales; Poaceae
Product: BTB/POZ and MATH domain-containing protein 1-like
Exons: 1
Coding region: 1-1026 (341 amino acids)
Biological process (GO): protein ubiquitination
Molecular function (GO): protein binding
Source: RefSeq, a predicted model, not a curated record